This is a messenger RNA of Miscanthus lutarioriparius, 495 nucleotides long. The record is from the annotation of a GenBank genome assembly. NCBI's taxonomy places the organism in Eukaryota, Viridiplantae, Streptophyta, Magnoliopsida, Poales, Poaceae.
AUGGCCUCCUUGGCCAUCGUCCCUGUAGAGAUCCUCGUCCUCAUCUUCACCUAUCUGCGGUGCUUCGCCGAGCUCACGAGCAUUGCGGGCGUCUGCAAAGACUGGCACAACGCCGUGCACGUGCCAACAAGCUGGCGGACUAUGCUAGUGAUUCCAGAACUUGAACAAGAGGUGAAGCUUCUCUCGGAAUCAAAGUCUACUCGGAAGGAGCUUAGACAUCUUAGAAUGGAGCGUGAUUCAAUUGAAGACAGAAUCCAUCAUCUUGAAUGGUCUCUUAAACUUGAUGAUGUCACAGAAAAUCAGAAGGAGAAGUUGUUCUCUGAACAUGACAAUCUGCUGGAACAGAGAGAGCAUGUUCGCCUCCUUCAUCAGGAGGCUCAGAGGCAACAUCAUCAGAAGUUUCAUAAGGUGUGGGGACAGCUCAUGAAGACUGGGUACCAAAAUUCCAGAUUUGCUCAUCAGGUGGCAGAACGUUCAACCACACUUGACAGUUGA